UCUGACCAUGAAAAGGUGUUGUUAAGUUGUUCAUUUGUGAUUAAAUUUAGUGUUGUGGCAUUUAUGUUAUUGCUUGAACUGUUUUCUUGGGCUGAAGAGAUGUCACUGGUUGAACAUUUAACAGGAAAAGAAAAAAUCAAAGAAAUAAAGAGGCUCACAGAACUAUGGAAUGACAUCAAUGUGUACACAGAUGGCUCUCUGGAUCCAACAGAUGACAACAAUGUGAAAAUGG
Molecule: messenger RNA, 232 nt
Organism: Acaulospora morrowiae
Lineage: Eukaryota; Fungi; Glomeromycota; Glomeromycetes; Diversisporales; Acaulosporaceae
Source: the annotation of a GenBank genome assembly